CCAUGAUUGAAGAGGCCGAUUCCAUACAAUCCUCGUCCACGACCCCGAAUGAAGCUGGACAACAGCAGCCUGAAGUAUAUAGUGAUCUCGCCUUGAAGCCACCUGAAGCAGUGCACUUGGUGGGCGGCGUCGGAGGGCGGGAGACGACACAGAGUGAGACAGACGAUUCAUCGACGUCAAUGACUGCCCCAUCAACCCUCCCACCUCGCUCUCGCCAGUCGAUAAGUUCUGCAUCUAUUGACGGCAUCGCAAUCAUGUUCGAGGAUACCCGCACGCCUCUAUCUUCAUCUGUACCAACACCAAACUUUCAUCGUCCAGGUUCUCCUGUGUCACCACGAGCUCCAGGAUCCGAUACAAUAAUUGAAGAUAAUUUGGCAUGGUCUAACACAAUAACGUCGAUGGCCCAACAUGAGGUUGAAACAAGACAUAUGAUGCUUGCUUCCAUGAGAGCAAGACGCCCGCAACGCCCUUUAGUGGUGCGGGUCUUGAGAUUUUUUGGUUGUGGUACAGAUAACAAAGCUCGUAAAUCUCUCGUGUCACUAUGCUGGACCUUGUCCAUUGAUGGCGCUCAGAUCAUCACAAUCAUCGUUUUGCUCGCUUUUGCAGCACACCAUCGUAGCCCAGUUUUUCCAGAUCAGAAUGAGUGGCAAGCUUGUCACAAGAAUCUAGGCGUAUGGAAUGCGUUAUGGAUCCCACGCUGUCUCGUCAGUACCUGCCUCUCUUCGUGGCGUUGGCGGUUCGAUCGUGCAAAGCGCCUAGAAGAGAACGAUGAGGAGAAUAGUCACAAUCCUCAAUGGACAGCGAACUUAGAAAAUGGACGCCCCCGUUCGUAUCAGCAUACUGGCGUUAACACACGGUCUUCGGGACGUCGCACAGCUCCGGUCACAAGAAGCAGGAACAAUGCAACUACGAAUGGUGGCGAUACGGAAAGACAGACAUCGUACCCACGAUCGUACAACCGAAUAACCGUUCUCUUCACAAUCUAUUCACUUGCGUGGUUCCUCCUGGCUCAUGUAUUCGCCUAUACAUCGACAAAUACUUGUCGAUUUGCGUCUCCUCAUAUAUGGUGGCUUACAUUUUCUAUCCUCUCUCUCACGUAUAUCGCCAUUGCCGAAGUGCUUCUGAUGAUCGUUUUCAUCUUCAUCGUCGGACCGAUUCUUCUGCUUAUCUACAGCGUAGCCAUGUUCUGCCGUGGACGCCACCCUCUACAAAGCCGCCAAUACCUUAACCCUGAUAAGUUGCCCAAAUCUGUCGUUGACAAGAUACCAUUGGUGAUCUACAUCCCUACUCCCCCCGAUGAACCUGCAAAGCCAUUUACCAUUCCAGAGGCCGCCCACAUGUAUCCGCCCAAGCCCGCAGCGCUCCCAUCCCCACCUAAGCGGCGCUUUAGAUUUUUGCGCCUCAAGAAGAAAUACAAGGAUAGCAAGGAGGCAGCAAUGGCUGCGGAGGCCAAGGAUAAUGAAGAGCCUCUGACGUGGGAGGAUCACUGGGAAAAGAGUGAAUAUCCGUUCGUCAGGCUUGAGGAGAAUCGCGCAGCCUGUGCGAUUUGUCUGCUAGAUUUUGGAGAGCCAAAGCGACUGUUUCCCAUCAAGACGGAAAAGACGGACAGUAAAAGUAAAAAGGACGAAGAGGACUAUCAAGACCAGGUAGCUGAGGUAGGAGGCAUGGCGGAGGUGCCGCCUCCUGCUCAGGGAAAUGUCCCAACAGAAGGUACACCCUUGAAACUGGAGGACGCAGGUGAAGAAGCCCAACCUUUGCGCUUGCUGGAGUGUGGACAUGUCUUUCAUAAAUCAUGCUUAGACCCAUGGCUGCUUGAUGUAUCGGGGCGGUGUCCGGUGUGCCAGAAAGCUGUGGUGUGGCAAAUCGACGAGGCAAAGAAAGGUAGACACGGCCGACGAAGACAGAAUGCGCGGACUCCUUGAACAGCUGUGCGGAAGUGUUACUUUACCUGUAUUGGAUUGUGAGUGUAUGAACAUCAAUAUGUAGUAUAUACUUCUCGACCUCUUUCUUGUAUUUCGUGCCCGAACGCGUCCUUGCAAUCAAAGUUUGUAUACGU
Heterobasidion irregulare TC 32-1 is the source of this 2056-nucleotide messenger RNA. RefSeq lists its product as uncharacterized. The transcript is spliced from 9 exons. Gene Ontology annotation, cellular component: cytoplasm. Gene Ontology annotation, molecular function: ubiquitin protein ligase activity. The record is from RefSeq and is a predicted model, not a curated record. Lineage: Eukaryota; Fungi; Basidiomycota; Agaricomycetes; Russulales; Bondarzewiaceae. The annotation marks the transcript as partial. Gene Ontology annotation, biological process: ubiquitin-dependent protein catabolic process.